AUGGGGGAGGUGGAGAUCUCGGCGCGGGCCUACGGGAAGAUGUGCCUGCAUGCCGCCCGCUACCCGCACGCCGCGGUCAACGGGCUGCUGCUGGCGCCGGCGCCGCGGUCGGGAGAAUGCCUGUGCCUCACCGACUGCGUGCCGCUCUUCCACAGCCACCUGGCGCUGUCCGUCAUGCUGGAGGUCGCCCUCCACCAGGUAGACGUGUGGGGCGCGCAGGCCGGCCUGGUACUGGCUGGGUACUACCAUGCCAAUGCGGCUCUCCAUGACCAAAGCCCUGGGCCCCUAGCCUUGAAAAUCGCUGGGCGGAUUGCAGAAUUCUUCCCUGAUGCAGUACUUAUUAUGUUGGAUAACCAGAAACUGGUGCCUCAGCCUCAUGUGCCCCCAGUCAUUGUUCUGGAGAACCAAGGUCUCUGCUGGGUCCCCAAGGACAAGAACUUAGUGAUGUGGAGGGACUGGGAAGAGUCACGACAGAUGGUGGGAGCACUCCUGGAGAGCCGGGCCCAGCAGCACCUUGUGGACUUUGACUGCCACCUUGACGAUAUCCGGCAGGACUGGACCAACCAGCAGCUCAACACCAAAAUCACUCAGUGGGUUGGUCCCACCAAUGGAAAUGCCUGA
Messenger RNA from Pipistrellus nathusii (Nathusius's pipistrelle), 621 nucleotides. The record is from the annotation of a GenBank genome assembly. Lineage: Eukaryota; Metazoa; Chordata; Mammalia; Chiroptera; Vespertilionidae.